AUGAAUUCAAUAGAAAAGAUCGAAAUUUACGAGCAGAAUGCCAAGUACAUUCAGGGAUUCGUUGGAGCCGAGGGCACGUUGGAGACGCCGAUCGAUCUCGACAUUAGUUACAUGAAAGUGAUCGAUCUGGAACCUUUCGAAUGGCCUGGUAUCGACGUAACACCGAGAAAAUUGAAAAUUACCAAUACGGGUUUUACAGUAAUUCUGAGCGCAAAAUGGCAACAAGGAUCUCCUUACCUUUGCAAGGGGCCGUUAGAAGGGAAUUACGUGUUCGCGCAAGUUCACUUUCAUUGGGGAGAGAACGAGAUGAGAGGGAGCGAGCACUUCGUUGACGGUGCAAGGUUUAAAAACUUCAUUGCUUCAUUGAAUCCCGUACACCCACUGUAACGUAUCAUCCUUAAGAAUCUCACUCUAAACUGUUUGAUUGAAUGCCGUUCGAAGCAUGCCUAUGGAACUUCAUGUCG
Messenger RNA from Apis mellifera (honey bee), 464 nucleotides. Its product is annotated as carbonic anhydrase 2-like. Bases 1 to 387 code for a protein of 128 amino acids. NCBI's taxonomy places the organism in Eukaryota, Metazoa, Arthropoda, Insecta, Hymenoptera, Apidae. The record is from RefSeq and is a predicted model, not a curated record. The transcript is spliced from 3 exons.